GCUCCAUCUGCCAAACGCACUCGCUCACUACCCGGUUUCUAUACCGAUUCCACUCUUUUCUCAACGCCCGUUGUUUAUCAACACCCACACUCUUUAAAACAUCAGAACCAGUCAUUCUCUCUUACUCAGCCAAAAUGAAGUUCUCCUUCGCUGCUGCUACCGCCCUCCUGGCCGGCGCUGCCGUUGCCGCUGUCCACCCUGGCGCUGAUGAGAGUGCCCAACAGUACACCACUGUCGAGGUCACUGAGUACACCACCUACUGCCCCAAGUCCACCACCUUGGUUGCCGGCAGCGAGACCAUCCCCGUUGAGACUCCCGGCGUCGUCACCCUCUCCAACGGCCCCUACACCGUGACCCGUCCUCUGCUCACCACUACGGUCACCCGCUGCAAGGCUUGCUCCAGCUCCACCCCGACUACUGCUCCUUCCAGCUCCGUGCCUGUCAUCCCCGCGCCCGUCGUCCCCACCAGCAGCGUCCCUGUCAUCCCUUCUGCUCCUACCAGCGUUGAUGCCACCGGUGUUCCUUCCAGCACCACCCCUGCUGCCCCCGCCUUCACUGGCGGCGCUAGCCGUGCUGCUGUUGGUGCCGGUGCCAUCGCCGGUCUCUUCGGUGCUGUCGCUGCCCUUCUCUAAGCGUGUCUUUUGAGAGGCGUAAGAGAUAGAGUGGGUGAGUGGACGGAUGGAUGGAUGGAUGACAGAUGGCAAGUGGACCGUUGAUCAGACGGCUCGUGUCUGGUCUGGUGCUCAUCCUGAGUAGUGCCGGUGGUUGCGGUUGAUUUGGCGAGUGUUUUGAGUUUGCCCGAUUGAUUCGUUUGGUCGAUGAAUACGACAGAUACCUUACUUCUUUAUCUUCGAAUUGCUUAUACUUACAUACCUAUUUCUUGUACUUCAUGACCUCUCUUGACUUGGCUGUUUGUUUCAUUGUGUAUAAGCUAUCUGGGUACAUUAAUGUCUGACGCUACUACCACCACUGAAGUAAAGGAAAAGUCAUU
Molecule: messenger RNA, 991 nt
Organism: Aspergillus nidulans FGSC A4
Lineage: Eukaryota; Fungi; Ascomycota; Eurotiomycetes; Eurotiales; Aspergillaceae
Product: putative GPI anchored protein
Exons: 3
Coding region: 135-632 (165 amino acids)
Biological process (GO): fungal-type cell wall organization
Molecular function (GO): structural constituent of cell wall
Source: RefSeq, a predicted model, not a curated record